This is a messenger RNA of Jaminaea rosea, 430 nucleotides long. RefSeq lists its product as hypothetical. The transcript has a single exon. NCBI's taxonomy places the organism in Eukaryota, Fungi, Basidiomycota, Exobasidiomycetes, Microstromatales. The record is from RefSeq and is a predicted model, not a curated record. The coding region runs from base 132 to 392 and encodes 86 amino acids.
CUGAGCGGCGUCUGUGUCGCAACCUCGCGAGGCAAAGAGGGAGGAUGAAGAGACACGCCUCGCCGAUCUGAUGAGAUAACGACGACAGAGAUCGAAGAUAGCGAGAUUGCUGUCGAGGUUGCGAGGUCGAGAUGAGGCGUCAGCGCGCUUUCUCUGCCUUGCCCUGGGCGUCUUGGAGCGGCAAAGGACGUCGGUCGGUGGGUCCGGCCCUGAUGAUUGCUUGCUUGCUUGCUUGCUUGCUUGCUUGCUUGCUUGACUCGCUCAAUGUACAGGUGAGUUGCAAGCUGAGCCGCUGCUCGAUCCUUCGACCCGCAAGUAAGAUGCGAAGGGAGCUGUUGGUAUGGUCAGAAAGAGAAAGGGACGAAGGAGGCAAGGUUGUCUGCCCUGCUUGAGAUUGGUAGGUACACUGGGAUGAGCCAGGCUACACGAG